Messenger RNA from Mastomys coucha (southern multimammate mouse), 890 nucleotides. It is a transcript of the gene Igbp1, whose product is annotated as immunoglobulin binding protein 1. Gene Ontology annotation, cellular component: cytosol. The transcript is spliced from 4 exons. The record is from RefSeq and is a predicted model, not a curated record. The coding region runs from base 16 to 579 and encodes 187 amino acids. Gene Ontology annotation, molecular function: protein phosphatase 2A binding. NCBI's taxonomy places the organism in Eukaryota, Metazoa, Chordata, Mammalia, Rodentia, Muridae. Gene Ontology annotation, biological process: regulation of signal transduction; regulation of dephosphorylation.
UGUAUUUUUAAGUUCAUGGGUAAUGCUUUUCUGUGGAACAGAUACAAACAGAAGAAGGAGGUGGAGCAUAGGUUGUCUGCACUGAAAUCUGCUGUGGAAAGUGGCCAAGCAGAUGAUGAGCGUGUUCGCGAAUAUCACCUCCUUCACCUUCGGAGGUGGAUUGGUGUCAGCUUAGAAGAGAUUGAGAGCAUUGACCAGGAAAUAAAGAUCCUGAAAGAAAAAGACUCUCCAAGAGAGGAAUCAGCUUGUCACUCAACUCUUCCAGAGAAGCCUCCAAUGAAACCCUUCAUCCUCACUCGGAACAAGGCACAAGCCAAAGUAUUUGGAACUGGUUAUCCAAGCCUGGCAACUAUGACAGUAAGUGACUGGUAUGAACAACAUCAGAAAUACGGAGCAUUGCCAGAUCGGGGAAUAGCCAAGCCGACAUCAGCUGAUUUCCAAAGAGCAGCUCAGCAGCAGGAAGAUGAAGAGCCAAAGGAUGAAGAGGGUGAGGAAAGAGCCCUGCACAGGAUGCGAGAGUGGGACGACUGGAAGGACACCCAUCCCAGGGGCUAUGGUAACCGGCAGAACAUGGGCUAGUCAUUCCAAAAGGCCAGAGGACAACGUGGUGCACACCUUCACACCAAGGACAACUUCAGGAGGGUGCAGUGAGGACAGCCAUGUGGAGUCUUGCUUUGCAUUUGAUAGUGUCAAAUAAUUGCUUGUACCCUAGGUAAUGACCAGUGAAUUUUUGUUUGGCUUUAUUAAUCUCAUCAUGCUAUAUUCAGAUUUCUUAAGUGGUCAGAAAAGAACACCAAGAAAUGGAUCUAUAUAACCAACGAUAGUAUGAAUUGAUUCUCUUUUAAAAAAAUUAAAUAAAACCCCCUCUAUUAUGUGGGCCUAUGUAUAAA